AUGUCGAUCCCGCUGAGCGCCGAAUGUCAAAGGCGGUUAAUCCCUUCCCCCUCCAGUUCCCACCCAUUUCGGCCAGUGGACCUGAUGCCCAAGGCACCCUGGGAGCUGCCUGCUGGUGUCUUCGAAAUCUCUUCCGAUGGUGCUCAAGUUCGAUGCUUGGUGUGUCGGAAGGAGGGCAAGCGUAACGUGGGUGGUUGGAUCCAGAUGAAGAACGCGCGACGCCACUUGACUGCUCCGUUGCAUGUUCAAGCAAUGGAAAUUUGUCAAUCUCGUGUCAUCGAUUCCCGCACCGAAGUUGCUCACCUGCAUGAGCCUUAUGCCGCUCCCGCCUUUAACAACUACCAGCCCAACGCCACCAUCUCCGCUGUACGCGACGAGCAGCUUGCCAUGUUCUCUCCUUUUGCAAAGGAGGAAGCAAAUGUGAUGCAGCUGAAUGGGGAUCCAGUUGAGCUGCAACGGCUUGUCGAUUUGCGCGCAGAUGAGUUGGCGGGAGAGGAGGCGAUGUUGGAGCAGGAGGUAUUGGGGGUGGAGGAGUGUGUUCGCGAGGCCUAUGUGCGCCUCUUGAUGGAGGCCAUGGAGCAAGGCAGUUGUGACGAUGGAGGAGAUAACGAAGAGGCGAAGACAGGUGACAUUUCGGAUGAUGGAGACUCAGAAGAUGAUCUGAGUCUCGAGAUUCAGCCUGGAAGGUACUUUCCGUACCCAAACAAGCCGAACAUGCUUCUCGAUCUUAUGGACAAUCUUCCCCGAUGCCGGUUCAGCAGCGCGCAAAUGAGCGUCAUCCUUCAGUUUGCUCGUGCCCUUGGCGCCCCGGACAUCCCAACACUGAAGGGACUACGAAAGAUGCAACAGCUCCUCCAAAAGACAGUGUCAUCUGAGCCGCAAAGGGUUCAAUCGUCUAUGGGGAAUGUCUUCUAUAUCAACGAUAUUCGUGCCACAAUCAGCCGCGAUUUCGCAAACCCAGUGGUCGCCCCGCACAUUCAUCUCUUUCCUGAGGACGUUGCUCCAGGUUCUCCAAUUUCCGAAAUCUGGCAAGCAGAACGGUGGAAGGAAUACGAACCCAAGCAGCUUACGCCGAUGUUCUCUCGUGGACAGCGCCGAUUCUGGGUUGAAGAAAUUGCGGAACGGUCCAAUGGGUCAUUUGUGCUGCUUCGCAGCCUUAUCAUCCAUGAUGGUGUGCUUUGCACCGAUGCUCAGGCUGUAACACACGACAAUACGACUGCUCUUUGGCACUACGACGAGAAUACACCCAUCGAGACAUUCCCAGUUGAUGAACUCACUCGCGACUUUACCGAAAUCCUCUUUCUGUGGGGAAACAAGCCUCUGCAGUGGUCACCGACUUCCUCAUCGACUCCAACCAUGCCAAAUCCCCUUCGCGCCAAAGUUGCUGAUGACGAGGAUCUUGUCGUUAUCAUGGUGGACAUUUUCCUCGAUGUUCUUCGGACCGCAGCGCAAACACGCAAUCGCCUUGAAGCCCAACUCACUCUAGCAACUCGCGGCGACGCGAAAUCCAUCAAAGAGCAGCAGACAUUGACCGGCACAAAAGACAAACUCGCGCAACACUGGAUUGAGCGAACUCUUGUGGAGUUUUCACGUCUCAAGGAGGAUAAUCCCCGCCUUGGUAUCGACGCCCUUGCAGGUCUCACUCAACAAUGGCUUGAUGCACAACCUGGCGACAAAAUCAAUCCGCUUCUGGAUAUUGCGGGUCUCGAUCCUUGCCAGGACACGCCUGUCGAACUACUGCAUACCGUCCUGCUUGGGGUCAUGAAAUACAUCUGGCAUUUCAUGAACACCAAGCAGUGGUCGGAUAGCGACCGCUGCCUCCUCGCCAUUCGUCUCCAAUCAACUGACACCUCCAGCCUCACUAUCCCACCCAUUCGCGCGGCAUAUAUCGUACAAUACCGCAACAGCCUCAUCGGAAAGCACUUCAAGACACUCAUGCAGACGCUUGCAUUCUGCUCUCAUGAUAUCUGCACAGCCGAGCAGCGACGCCUCAUCAAAACGGCUGGCGAUCUCGGUGCACGUCUUUGGAUUCCAGAAAUCGAUGACAUGGAUGCAUAUCUUGAAGACCUCCGUACCGCAAUUGCGAAUCUUCUCGACGCAUUUGACGCCGUUGACCCUCUGCGCAUCCUCAUCAAGAUUAAACUCCACCUUCUUGCCCAUAUCCCCGACGACAUUCGCCGCUUUGGUCCUGCAAUUCGGUUUGCGACUGAAGUAUUUGAAUCCUGCAAUGCCAUUUUUAGGGCGUGUUCUGUACGCAGCAACCGCCUCUCACCUAGUCGUGACAUCGCAGCCAAAUUCGCCUCCAUUGAGCGUGUCCGGCAUAUCCUCUGCGGCGGGUAUUGGUUGGACGUGCAACAGGGGGCUUGGGUUCAGGCUGGCGAGGACGUUCUUCGCGUGCUGAGGGACGAUCCAGUCUUCCAAAGGCACCUUGGCUGGACUCCACCCAAACCCAUCGUGGGUGGCCAGACUCGUCUCGCAUCGGAGAAAAAGCAGCCGCCAAUUCGAUGGGCGGAAACCCGUGCCGCCGCACUGUCUGGGACCAACACUAUUGACUGUCAGCCAGACCUAGAGUCCGAAUGGCGGUACGCACGCACAAUAGUCGCCCAGAAUGGCGAUAUCCUCCGACCAGGUAGCUGGGCGUAUGUGCUGGAUGGCGGGAAGUGGUUGCUAGGCCGUGUUGUCGAGAUCCUCGUCAACUCGGACGCGCGGGUGCUCGUGACGCUGGAGCAGUUCAUUUGCACAGAAAAACUACAUGCUGACCUUGGAUGGCCCGUCGUUCGCCGUCCCCGAGGCGAGGAUAUCACGGAGAACAACGUCCGUUCUGUGCUUGUGGUCAGCCCUGGUGUGCUGCGGUUCAUGUGCUCAGUCCAGCAUGACUGCCGUCGAGGUCGUUGUAGCCCUGUCGUGUCCGGGAGGGAACGACAGGAACGUGAGGAGACGACACGCGAGAAGUCCCUCAUCCAGCAUGGGGAUGAUGACUUCUUCGUCCUGAAUCUCUCCAGCCUCCACAACUUUGUGCACUUGCGGCGUAUCCUGCCCCGCUCAUUGACCACCCUCAAGCCCAUCUACCCUGACCGCGAUCUGUUCCACAACGAAAUGGCGGCAAAAGCCCAGCAGCUUCGAUUGACAAAUCGCGAGAAGACUGCCCAACGUCGUCGUGUGAAGGCAGCAGAGAAGAAGCGGAGAGCAGUCGUGGCCGUUACAGAGGCGGAUGAAGAAGUUGUCGCCGCGGAAAUGGGCCAGCCGGUGGAAGGGGAAGAGCUCGAGAGCGAUCUUGUCGAUCCAGACGAGCUGGUGAAUGGUGUGAGGAGUGACGAAGGGGAAGAUGACGAGGACGAUGUGCCUUUCGUGGAUGAUGAGGACGAUGCAGACUACGCGGGGUCGACUGCUGUGGGCGAAUGGAGCGGAAUCAAUGCAUUGCUCUAUUACGGUCCUACCCUCGUGAAGAGCAUCGGUCUCAAAGGCGCAACUACCUCGCUGAUUGUUUCUGGGGGAAUUGGAAUUGUCCAGUUCAUUGCUGUUGGACCCGCUGUCAUCUAUAUCGACCGAGUUGGACGCAAGCCUUUGUUAAGAGCUUGUUUACAUAUGGCGGUGUCUCAUCUCAUCAUUGCCGUCCUCGUAAUGCAAUUCCAAUCGGACUGGAGCUCGCAUGCAAUAGCCGCAUGGGCCGCUGUUGCUGCAAUCUAUACAUUUACGUUUGCAUAUGGCGUCUCGUUUGGACCCAUUGGAUGGGUCCUCCCGAGCGAAGUCUUCCCGCUGUCGAUGCGCGGCCGUGGAGUGGCUCUAUCAACUGCCUCCAACUGGAGCAACAACUUCUUCAUCGGGCUCGUAACACCAAUCAUGAUGGAAUACUCACCUGUCGGGACGUUCCUCACAUUCGCCACAGCGUGCUUUGUGGCCUAUCUGUGGGCCACCUAUACGGUGCCGGAAACAGCGGGUGUGACGCUCGAAGAUAUGGACCGCGUGUUUGGCGGGGACGCAGGAAGAGAGGACCGCGUCAGGCGGAGAGAGCUUGAGGAGGAGAUGGGGCUGCGCGCGAUGGUGAUGCAGCUUGCUAGAAAUAAUGGAUUAUGA
Mycena indigotica is the source of this 4074-nucleotide messenger RNA. Its product is annotated as FAD-binding-3 domain-containing protein. Lineage: Eukaryota; Fungi; Basidiomycota; Agaricomycetes; Agaricales; Mycenaceae. The transcript has 11 exons. Bases 1 to 4074 code for a protein of 1357 amino acids. Gene Ontology annotation, biological process: carbohydrate transport; transmembrane transport. Gene Ontology annotation, cellular component: membrane. Gene Ontology annotation, molecular function: carbohydrate:proton symporter activity. The record is from RefSeq and is a predicted model, not a curated record.